Camellia sinensis is the source of this 1405-nucleotide messenger RNA. Lineage: Eukaryota; Viridiplantae; Streptophyta; Magnoliopsida; Ericales; Theaceae. The record is from RefSeq and is a predicted model, not a curated record.
AUGUCAGGUCUAAGGAUUAAUUUUUACAAAAGUGUUGUGCGUGGGGUGGGUGUGGCAGAUGAAAUGGUUAAAGAGUUUCCUACAAAAUUGAAUUGUUCAAGUAAGAAGUUACCUUUGAAGCAUCUAGGACUACCAUUGGGGGCUAGUCCUAGUAGGAGGUUGACUUGGAGGCCAGUUGUGGAGAAGUUCAAGAAGAAGUUAUCUAGCUGGAAGAGAAGAGUUCUGUCAUUUUCUAGUAGAGUUACGCUCAUUAAAUUUGUGUUGUCUGCAUUACCUAUGUAUUACUCGUCUAUUUUUAAAAUGCUAGAGUGUGUUGCAAAAGAGAUUGACAGGAUUCAAGCAUCAUUUUUGUGGGGUGACUCAGAGUUUAUUAGGAAGCUCCAUUUAGUUCGGUGGAAAGAAGUUUGUUCUGAGCUGCUAAUGAAGAUGAAGUUGCUGCUGUGGGUAUUUUCAUUGUUUGUUGAACGAGGUGUUGCUGUGGAUGAUUUUGGUCUGGUGGGGAUGAUCACCAACAGUGGUUUGCACCCCACUCCCACUAACAAAAAUCACUUUAAUUCCAUUGGAUCAAGCCUAUGGAAAGAAGAAACAGAGUGCCUUUCAUGGCUUGACUCGAAACAACCCAAUUCAGUCAUUUACGUCAACUUUGGCAGCAUCACUGUUAUGCCACCCCUACAAUUGAUUGAAUUCGCCUGGGGACUCGCUAGUAGCAACCAAACAUUCUUAUGGAUCAUUAGGCCUGAUCUGGUUGUUGGUGACUCCGCGAUUCUUCCACCGGAUUUUGUGAGUGAGACUAAAGAAAGGAGUCUAUUAGCAAGUUGGUGCCCUCAAGAACAAGUCCUCAAUCAUCCAGCAAUUGGAGGUUUCUUGACACACUCUGGGUGGAAUUCGACUCUUGAGAGUAUUUGCAGUGGGGUCCCUAUGUUGUGUUGGCCAUUCUUCGCGGAUCAACAGACGAAUUGUUGGUUAUGUUGCGGCCAAUGGGGUGUUGGGAUGGAGAUAAACAACGAUUUUAAGAGAGAGGAAGUUGAGAGAAUGGUCAGAGAGUUGAUGGCUGGAGAGAGGGGGAAAGAGAUGAAAAGAAAGGUCAUGGAGUGGAAGAAGUUGGGUGAAGAGGCCACGACUUGUUCUGUUGGGUCAUCUUACUUGAAUUUUGAGAAGAUGGUCAGGUUUGUGCUUAUGUCUGCUGGUUCAAAUCAAAGUAGUUAGUGUGUGUGCACAUUUUCAUCUUACAAGCAAUUUCUGAAAUAAGUUGUUUCUUUUUUCUUUCUUUUUUUAAUUGUUUGGAAUAAUCUUGUACAAGUAUUGUCUUGACAGGGGGUUAGGGAUGGAUUUGUAUUUUGAUUUCCAUUGUGUCUCAAAAUUGUAUUAUUAUGCUUUUUUUAAUAAAGAACAUGUUCUUGUUGUA